GCUCGGGACACAGGGGACAUGAGCGUAGAGGAGAACAAUGAUUAAUCUGUGAGUGCCUGACCAAGACAAGGAGCCAUGGGUGACUGGACCUUCCUGGGGGAAUUCUUGGAGGAAGUACAGAAGCAUUCCACAGUGGUGGGGAAAGUAUGGCUGACUAUACUGUUCAUCUUCCGAAUGUUGGUCCUCGGCACUGCGGCAGAGUCCUCCUGGGGAGAUGAGAAAUCGGACUUCAUGUGUGACACCACCCAACCCGGUUGUGAGAACGUCUGCUAUGACAAAGCAUUCCCCAUCUCCCACAUUAGAUUCUGGGUUCUCCAGAUCAUUUUUGUGUCCACUCCAUCCUUACUAUACAUGGGGCACGCCAUGCACACCAUUAGGGUGGAGGAAAAGAAAAAAUUCAGGGAAGAGGAAAUGAAAGCCAAGCAGGACAUGAGUGGAGACUCAACCUACCACCAGAAAGUGUACCCACCAGAAAAAGUAGAACUUCCCUAUAAGGAUGAGAUUAGUGGGAAAAUUAGGCUUCAAGGAAGCUUGUUAAAUACAUACGUGUGUAGCAUUCUCAUCCGCACAGUGAUGGAGGUAGCUUUCAUCGUUGGACAAUAUAUGCUGUAUGGAAUCUUUUUGGAGACCCUCUAUAUAUGCAAGAGGAAACCUUGCCCCCAUCCCGUAAACUGCUAUGUAUCCAGGCCAACUGAGAAAAACGUUUUCAUUGUUUUCAUGUUGGCUGUGGCCUCAUUCUCACUUCUACUCAGCCUGGUUGAACUCUACUAUUUGUCAUGGAAGGGGCUCAAGCAGAAAUUGACUAGGCCACCGCCAAGUGGCCAAAACGCCUUGAGGGUGGCCACUAUAGAGCCAGAGCACCGCUCCCAGAGCUGUACACCUCCGCCCGAUUUUAAUCAAUGUCUAAACACUAGCAAAGGCAAGUUUGCCACCCCAUUCAGCAAUGCUCUUGCAUCUCAACAAAACACAGCUAACUUUGCCACCGAGAGGGUCCAGACUGAAGAUGACAUCGGACAAGGACCGUUCGUCCACAUCAACUAUUCACAAAAUGCUCCGGUGACCAACCACUCUGCGCCACACCACAUGCCCAAUGGCUACUGCCACAGCGGCCGGCGCUUGAGCAAGACAAGCCGCACUAGCAGCAAAGCCCGCUCAGAUGAUUUGGCAGUGUGAACUUUUUUGGGGUUUAUAGCCUUCCUGUUACGUAUUUAUAUAGCCGUAGAUAACAAUCUAUUUUGGGUUGUGUUGGCUUCCUGGAUGUAAUCAUGGCAAUCCAUUUUUUGUACUGUAAUU
Messenger RNA from Nanorana parkeri, 1293 nucleotides. It is a transcript of the gene GJA5, whose product is annotated as gap junction protein alpha 5. The transcript is spliced from 2 exons. The record is from RefSeq and is a predicted model, not a curated record. Gene Ontology annotation, cellular component: connexin complex. The coding region runs from base 76 to 1173 and encodes 365 amino acids. NCBI's taxonomy places the organism in Eukaryota, Metazoa, Chordata, Amphibia, Anura, Dicroglossidae. Gene Ontology annotation, biological process: cell communication.